AUGGCCACGUAUCCCGGCCCUCUCCAGUCAUGGACCGGAGGAUCGGACAUACGACCACCGCACCGCAAUGGACAAAACAAGACGCACUUGACACUUUGCCUAGCAAUAGAUUUUGCUGUAGUGGUCACAGUUUUACUGGAAUGCAAGUUUUUCAUAGUACACUCAGGGACAUGUAAUGGCGGUCUUGCACCCGUGAGCUAA
Molecule: messenger RNA, 201 nt
Organism: Akanthomyces muscarius
Lineage: Eukaryota; Fungi; Ascomycota; Sordariomycetes; Hypocreales; Cordycipitaceae
Exons: 3
Coding region: 1-201 (66 amino acids)
Source: RefSeq, a predicted model, not a curated record